CCGAAUAAAAAGGCGGCCGUUCUGCAGGCGCCACCGGUUUCAAACGCAAACCCGGUCUAGAAGCUACGACUACAUCGUGCAGUUUAAUCGAGUGCAGUCAUGAAGCUUUCCAUGCUACAGUUCCUUUACUUUUUGAUAUGCAACCUCGAGCCUGCAUUCAACGGAGCUUCUGCUAUCGACCAUGUUCCCGUUCGAGAGUCUGAUCCCUGGAGUACAAUGUACGCCUGGAGGCCGAUAAAUAUAUUCUUCAUCGGCGACCAGCAUUUUCGUUCAUUGCAACGAAGUGUAGUCAUGCCCUCCAACAUUACGGAGCUGUACUUGUAUUCACAGAGCAUACUGAACGCUCUGGUGUUCAUGUACAGAGAAGAUUAUCCAAUGUGCGACAUUAAAUUGAAGUGCAGUGGGACAUAUGCGUUGACAGAGCAUGAACAGAGGAAGCUUGGGACGUAUUAUAAUGUUCGGAGUGAAGACUUCAAUAACACCGUGAAGAGUAUUCAGCAAAUCGUGAAUGGCAAUGCUGCAGCGAGUGCAGCCGACAUAGUGAUCAUAUUGCUUGGGUCAGAACCGCCGUAUCAUCAUCCCGGGGAAGACGGAGGUAGCUACACAUGGUACAAUGCCACUGGUAAAAUGUGCUCAACGCAUAAUCUAAUCCUGUUCUGGGACCAGCCGUACGCCUAUGCCAGGCUUGACGAACUGCGGCGGGGGAUUCUUAAAUUCAUGCAUCCCACUGGACGCCUGAGUGAUGCGAGAUCAACCUGCAGGGACGUUCAAGAGUUCUACCGAAUGGCACUUGCUCAGGAACAAGGACUGGUGUGCUUCAAUACACCCGAAACAUGCUGUGUACCAUCAUUUUUCGGUAUGUUCAACAUCAGAAAAGAGCCAUUUUGUGAACAAGAACUCCGUGUACCAGGCGAAUAUGGGGAUCUGAAACUGGAUAAUUGCCAGACCCAUUGCUCGGAUGGCAGAUUUGUUCGAGAUUGGGAAAGUCUACAUACGUGGCAUAGAACACCCCCAGGAUGGGUGUGGAACGAGGCAGCCGAUUAUUGGAAAAAAUCGCUCCUCUGCCCAGAACCCGACGAUAAGAUUUGCGCAGGCUUUGGCAACGAACACACACUGGACUUAACCUACAAGAAAUUCCAGAGGACACUCGCCUACAUAUGGGACCUGGACGACUACGAACUACCAGACUUAGACCCCGUUAUCUGUCGUUUGCAAAAUAAAUGACGUUUUGUUUUGAUGUCGAAAUAAACAACUUGAACAAGUA
Messenger RNA from Ornithodoros turicata, 1264 nucleotides. RefSeq lists its product as uncharacterized. NCBI's taxonomy places the organism in Eukaryota, Metazoa, Arthropoda, Arachnida, Ixodida, Argasidae. The record is from RefSeq and is a predicted model, not a curated record. The transcript has 11 exons. The coding region runs from base 100 to 1224 and encodes 374 amino acids.